Sinocyclocheilus grahami is the source of this 7377-nucleotide messenger RNA. RefSeq names its product immunoglobulin-like and fibronectin type III domain-containing protein 1. The record is from RefSeq and is a predicted model, not a curated record. Gene Ontology annotation, molecular function: protein binding. Gene Ontology annotation, cellular component: M band. The transcript is spliced from 39 exons. Gene Ontology annotation, biological process: sarcomere organization. Bases 31 to 7377 code for a protein of 2448 amino acids. Lineage: Eukaryota; Metazoa; Chordata; Actinopteri; Cypriniformes; Cyprinidae.
AUCAAGAAGAGAUCUAGAGUGCCUGGUGUUAUGAUCACCCAGUACGUCAAGGAACUGCCACGUGGAAAAACUACACCUGAUUUCACCAGAAAACCAAUUGCCUUGACAGUUCAAGAAGGGAGAGUGGCUAUUUUCAAAGCGGUGGUGAACGGAGAUCCAGCACCAACUGUAACAUGGGCUCGCAACAAGGGUGACACUUCUGAUCCAGAAAAAUAUAAGCCAAGAUAUGAUGAAAGGACUAGAGAACAUGUUCUAGAGAUAGUAAAUGUGCAAGUAGAUCAAGCAGAUACGUACAAAUGUUUCGCAACAAAUCUAUUUGGAAAAGCCAUGUGCACAGCUGCAUUGAGUGUAUUUGCAGUUGGAUUCAAGAAAAAGUCAAAAGAUACAUCAAAAAAAGAUGACCAAACCAACGAUCCUGAGGACUUCAGGAAAAUGCUUAGAAAGACCACAAUUGUCAAGAAGAGAAAAGAAAAACCCAAGAAAGAGGGAGAGAUUGAUCCAAAAUUCUGGGAAGUGAUGCUAAGUGCCAAAAAAUCUGAUUAUGAGCGCAUCUGCCAUGAAUUUGGAGUCACUGACUAUCGGUGGAUGCUAAAACAGCUCAACCUGAAGAAAAAGGAGAAGGAGGAUGAACAAGCAAAGGUGGUUGAAAAUGUUGGCAACAUGAAUCAGAUUGAAGUGAAGACAAGUGGCAGAGCUGAGUUUGAGUUUGAUAUGAAGCUUAAGGACGCAAACAGUCAAAUUAAUCUCUACAAAAAUGGUGAAAUGCUUGAUUAUGGCGAUGGCACUGAUGAUUCCUCCAAACACAAUAUGAAAAAGACUGGUGACAAAUACAUGUUUAGCAUAAACAAUCUUGGCUUAAAUGAUGGCGGACUAUACCAAGUGGAUGUUGAAGAUGUCAACAUUAUUUCAACGACCUUAGCAAUUCCUGAUGUGGAAUUUGAUGGUAUGCUAAAAGAUGCUAAAGUGGUUGAGGGGCAGGAUGCCAUGUUUGAGGGCAUUUUUUCUGGUCCUGUACCUCAAAUCACUUGGUGUGCCAAUGACAUCUCUGUUGAGCAUGGAGACAAGUACAAUAUCACAGUCUCUGAAGACAAGCUCACCCACAGAUUGGUAGUAAAGAAUUGCAAAAAAGAGGACAAGGGCGUGUACACUGCUAUUGCUGGGAUUAAAUCAUCCAGGGCCACCCUUGCUGUUGAUGAGGACCCUAACAUCAAGGGAAAAGGUCGAGGUGGUGAAAGUGACGGAGCAGACGUUUUUGCAAGACGUCUGGCAGAUGAACAGGCCAGACUACAAAGAGAAAAAGACGAAGCAGCCAGGAGAGGCAAGGGUACAGAUGGGAGAGGUGAUGGAGCUGAUGGCCAUGGUGGUGCAGCGGAUGGUCGUGGUGAUGGAGCGGAUGGCCAUAGAGGACUUGGCGGAGAUGGAAGAGAAGGAUGUGGAGGAGAUGCAACAGGGAAGUAUGGACAAGGUGGCCUUGGAGUACUUGACGGAAGUGGAGGGAAUAGACUUGGAGGAGAUGCGACAGGGAAAUACAGACAAGGAGAAGAUAGUAAAGAUGGAAGUGGGAAGAGUGGAAAGGAUUCUGGAAUGGGUUUAGGAGCAGAUGGACUGGGAGGCCAGUCAGCUGUGGCUGGAUCUGGUGGCGAUGGUACAGAUGAUAAAGUGCACUUUGCAAGCGGCUUAACAGACAAAAAUGCUCUCCGUGGCAAACCUGCAGAGCUGGUGUGUAAACUAAAUACUGACAAAAUGGAUGGUGUGUGGUAUAAAGAUGGAAAUAAGAUGACUUCCAAAGAUGGAGUGGUAAUCUCUAAGGAUGGUUGUACACAUAAGCUCAUUAUCCAGAAUUGCAAGGAUUCUGAUGGAGGUCUAUAUCAUUUUGAGGUAAAUGGUUGCAAGACAGAGGCCAUGGUGAGAGUUGGAGAUCUUCCAGAAUUCGAUCCUGAUGGUUUGCAAAAGUUCUCCAACCCUGUGAUAGUGAAAGCAGGCCAGAGUGCAUCUUUUAAGAUGUCAUUUCCUCCACAAGCUUCACUGGAGAUUAAAUGGUUUAAAAAUGGCUUGGAGCUUCUUGAUGGUGGUUCAGUGAAAGUGGUGAAGGAAUCAAACCACAGUCGUCUUCAAAUAAAAGACUGCCUGCGAUCGGAUACUGGUCAAAUCAAAAUCCAGCUAAAAAAUCCUUUUGGUUCUAUUGAAGCUUUGUCAAGCCUUAUAGUAUUAGACAAGCCAGGUCCACCACAAGGCCCACUAGAAGUGAAUGAAAGCACAUCCUCGGUCCUUGAAUUGAAAUGGAAUCCUCCGAAGGAUGAUGGUGGCUCAAGAAAGAAACUGAUAUUCGGCACACAGGCCUCUCCGCCGCCAGACAUUACCUGGCUUAAGAAUGGGGAACCUGUAUCUCCCUGGAACAAGAUAAUUCAUGCUGAUGGCACUUGCACGCUUGUCAUUCCCUCCUCAAAGUACUCAGAUUCAGGAGUCUACACCAUUGUGGCUAAAAACUCAAGUGGGCAAGCCAGCUUUGACAUAGAGGUCAGAGUAACAGAUGAACCCAAGCCCCCAGGCCCAGUGGUGCUAGAACAGGUGGUUUAUGGCAAAGUCAUUAUCACAUGGAGUCCUUCUCCAGACCACAACAAAGACGACCGACUGCACUACGUGGUGGAAGAAUAUAACUCCAACACACGCAUUUGGCGCAGAAUAGCCGACCAUCUUCUCUGUACUACCUACACUACCAACAUUCAACCAGGUCAAGAAUAUCACUUCAGAGUCUAUGCAAAAAAUGAUAUGGGACUCUCUGAUCCUUCAGAAUCACCAACAUGGGGCAUAAACAACAAUAAAGUUCCAAUGCCCUCAACUGUGUCAGCCGUGGUCACUUUGGAAAGGCCACCAUCCAUCCUGGUUCCACUGAAACGCCACACUCCACCAAAAGGAUACCAGUGCUACAUGACCUGCGCUGUCCGCGGCUGUCCCAGCCCAUACAUUGCAUGGUACCAUAACGGGAUUUGCAUCAACUCCGACAACAACUACUACAUCACAAACACAUCUGGUGUUUGCUCUAUGUACAUCCUCAGAGUUCGACCUGAAGAUAGUGGCGAGUACAAAGUGGUGGCAGUCAACCAAUUUGGCAAGGCAGAAUGUUCUUCUAUAUUAAAAGUAAAAGUGUUCCCUGGUCCACCAGGCACGCCAAAGGUGGUCAGUGCAUUCAAAAACUGUAUAAACCUAACAUGGACCCCACCAGAGAAAGAUGGAGGGAAUAAAAUCUUGGGCUACCAGCUAGAGAAACGCAAAACAGAUACAAACCAGUGGGUGACUCUGAACCCAGUUAAGGACCCUAUCCAAGAUCUGAAAUAUGCAGUGAAGGAUGUGUCAGUGGGGUCAGAGUAUGAGUUCAGAUUUGAUAUGGCUUUUGUUUCCGUUCUACAGAUACCAAAUGUAGAUUCGGAUCAAGCAGACACAUACAAAUGUUUUGCUAUAAAUCCAUUUGGAAAGGCGGUUUGUACUGCUGCACUGAAUGUCAUUGAGGUUGGGUUCAAGAAAAGAGCGCCAGCCCCCAAAAGUGACCCUGAUGAGUUCAGAAAAAUGCUGAAGAAAACGGUUGGGAAGAGAAAAGAAAAACAAUGGAAUGAAGGAGAAAUCGAUCCGAGGUUCUGGGAGGUGUUACUAAGUGCACCCAGGAAAGAUUAUGAACGGAUUUGUCAGGAAUUUGGAGUCACCGACUUCAGGUGGAUGCUGAGAAAACUUAACCAGAAGAAAAAGGAAAGAGAGGCAGAACAGUCAAAGUAUGUUGAGAAAAUCCACAGCUUGAAACAGAUCGAGGUAAAAAUGGAUGGCACAGCGGAAUUUGAACUCGACAUGAAAUUAAAGGAUCCUAACAGCAAAAUCCUUCUCUUCAAAGAUGGGGAAAUGCUUGACUAUGGAGAUGGAACUGAUGAGGACACAAAACAUAAUAUGCAGAAAUUUGGUGAAACAUACUUGUUCAGCAUUAGAGAUGUUGGCCCAGAAGAUGCUGGGUUAUAUCAAGUGGAUGUAGAGGAGGUGAACAUGUUCUCAACUUCCCUAGUGUUGCCUGAUGUGGAGUUAAAUACCACACUGAAAGACACUAAAGUAAUUGAGGGGCAGGAUGCGGUGUUUGAAUGUGCCUUAUCGGACCCUGUACCCCAAAUCACCUGGUGUGCUAAUGACAUCUCUGUUGAGCAUGGGGAAAAAUAUGACAUUGCCGUGUCAGAAGACAAGCAAGUCCACAAACUAGCAGUGAAAAAUUGUACAAAAGAGGACAAGGGAGUCUAUACGGCUAUUGCUGGGCUCAGGUCAAGCCAGGGGACUCUGGAUGUGGAAGAUGAUCCCAGUGCCCGCGGGAAAGAUGAUGGUGCAGAUGAACUAGCCAGACGUUUAGCAGAAGAGAAAGCCAGACUGCAGAGGGAAAAGGACGAGGCGGCCAGGAGGGCACAGGCUGAAAAAGAUGAAACAGCCAGGAAGGCCCAGGCUGAAAGAGAUGAGGCAGCGAGGAAGGCCCAGGCUGAAAAAGAUGAAGCGGCCAGGAGGGCCCAGUCUGAAAGAGAUGAGGCAGCCAGAAGGGUUCAGGCCGAACAAGAUGAGGUGGCUAGGAAGGCAAAGGCCGAGCGAGAUGAGGCAGCCAGAAAAGCUUGGGAAGAACUAGAUGAGGCGGCCAGGAGGGCCCAAGCUGAAAGAGAUGAGGCGGCCUGUAGAGCCCAAGCUGAAAGAGAUGAGGCAGCCAGGAAGGCCAAGGCCGAGAGAGAAGCUGCUGAAAGGAUGGCAGCUAUGGCAGCAGGAAAAGGCAGUGGAGGAUCUAGCCUGGGAGAUGUGAGUGAGGGUGAUGGAACGGGGAAGAACGGAAAAGGAAGAAAUGGUACCUUGGUAAAUGGGUUAGGAGAUGGGAGUGGAAGUCAUGGAAAAGGUGAUGGAUUGGAUUUAGAUGGAUCAGGUAGAGACGGGUCAGGUGACAAGAAGCGUACAAGAGUCGGUGAGCUGAUUCCUAACAACAUCAUAGACCAUGGAGUCCACUUCCUGAACGGGUUGUCAGAUACUGCAGCCAAUGUUGGAGAAUCAGCAGAGUUGUCCUGCAAACUUAGCAGUGAAGAUAGCAAUGGAUUAUGGUACAAAGAUGGAAAAAAGUUGGAGUCAAAGGAUGGAAUUAAAAUUGUCAAAGAUGGGGCUUACCACAAACUAAUCAUCAAUGACUGCCAAGAAAGAGAUGCUGGAAAAUAUAAGUUUGAGGCAGAAGGACGUAAAUCAGAGGCUGCACUAAAUGUUAAGGAUCCACCCAAAAUUGAUGCAGAUGCCUUGAGUAAAUUCUCAGAGCCUGUUAUUGUCAAAGCAGGAGAAAAUGCUUCCUUCAAACUACCAUUUUCAGGCAAAGAACCAAUUAAGAUUCAGUGGUUUAAAGAGAACGAAGAGUUGCUGGAGGGUCACGGUGUCAGGAUUGAAAAGUCUUCCACUCAUAGCCGUCUACUUCUUACUAAGUGUCAGCGCAAAGACACUGGAGAGAUAAAAAUCAAAAUCAAGAAUGAAUUUGCCACUGUGGAGGCAACUUCCAAACUUACAGUACUUGACAGGCCAACUCCACCACAAGGACCUGUAGAAAUCGUAGAAAGCUCCUUGUCUGCCAUUGAGUUUAAAUGGAGACCCCCAAAGAAUGAUGGUGGUUGUCCAGUGACUAAUUACAACCUGGAGCGACAGCAGCUGGGACGGAACACCUGGACUAAAAUCGGAGACAUUCCUGGACAGCCUACCUACAGAGACACAAACAUAGAUCGUGGCCGAAAGUACUGUUACAGAAUCCGGGCAAAAAACUUGGAGGGCUUCAGUGAAGUCUUGACAACUAAUGAUAUUGCUGCUGGCACUUUGGCAUUCCCUGGCUCUCCUGCUCCUCCUAAAAUAGUCAGUGCCUUUAAAGACUGCAUUAACUUGGCCUGGCUUUCUCCCUCCAGCACUGGAGGGGGCAGUAUCAUUGGAUAUAAUGUUGAAAAACGCAAAAAAGGUAGCAAUUUUUGGAGUCAAGCAAACCCAAAAGAUGAUCCAAUCCGAGACAAAAAAUAUGCAGUAAAAGAUGUAAUCGAAGGUGUGGAGUAUGAGUUCAGAGUGAGCGCUAUUAACACAUGCGGGCCUGGGGAACCAAGUGGGCCGUCUGAAUGUGCAAUUGCAAGGGACCCCAAAAAGCCUCCUGGUAAGGUUAAAGACCUCAAAAUUACUGGAUCGAGCUACACCAGUCUAUCUCUUUCCUGGACUAAACCUAAGGAAGUCAAAGGUGAGGAAGAUGAAGCAAAAGGCUAUUUUGUGGAAAUCAGACCCACAGAUCAACUUGAGUGGAGCCGUUGCAAUACAAACGCAGUGAUUCAGACUUCCUUCACUGCUGUGGGAUUGAAGUCAAUGGUCAUGUAUUGGGUUAGAGUGAUCGCUGUCAAUGAAGGAGGAGAGGGGCUUCCACAGAGCUUUGACAAUUACAUCAUUGCCAUGCCUCCUCCAGUAAAGCCAAAGUUCACUGACAAAAAAAUGAAAAGUUUCAUGGUUGUUAAAGCUGGAAACACUGUUCGUGUCAGUGUCAGUUUUGAGGCCUCUCCUUUACCAGACAUAACAUGGCUAAAGAAUGGUGUUCCUGUAGCCAAACAUGUGACAAUUACUAAUUUUGAAAAAGGUUCUCAGCUAUUUAUUUACACCUCAGAGCAGUCUGACACUGGCAUUUAUACUGUCAAUGUGAAGAAUAUGGUGGGCCAGGACACCUUCACUAUUGAAAUAAGAGUCACUGAUGAUCCCAAGCCUCCAGGUCCUGUAGAACUGGAACAGCAUAUCCAAGGCACUGUGACUCUGUCAUGGACUCCUUCUCCCGAUGAGAAACGAGACAACCAUCUGCACUACAUGGUGAUGAAGCGGGACUCUGUCAAGCAAACAUGGCUUACACUGGUUGACUGCUUGUUCAACAACAAAUUCACAGUCAUUAACAUCUUGCCAGGAAGAGAGUACUAUUUCAGAGUGUUUGCCAAGAAUGAUAUAGGCCUCUCAGAGCCUUCAGUGUCUCCAGUAUGGGGAACCACCAAAAAAAGAGAAAAAUUCACAUAUAGCAUGCCUGUAUCAAAGACCCUCGACUUCCAGGCAGCCCCGAAAUUUAUUGUUCCUUUGAAACUUCACGCUGCUCCGCCAGGUUAUGAGUGCUAUAUGAGCUGUGCUGUGACGGGCAACCCAACCCCACAUAUUACCUGGUACCAUAAUAAUGUCAGCCUCAACACAAACCCCAACUACUACAUCACAAACGUGUGUGGUGUUUGUUCACUGCUCAUCCUGAGGGUUGGACCCAAAGACAUGGGAGAGUACAAGGUUGUAGCCGAAAGCCCCCUUGGUCAUGAUGAGUGCUCCACCAAACUUAUAGUCAAAGAGUAA